Impatiens glandulifera is the source of this 351-nucleotide messenger RNA. Its product is annotated as protein NRT1/ PTR FAMILY 2.13-like. Bases 1 to 351 code for a protein of 116 amino acids. Gene Ontology annotation, molecular function: transmembrane transporter activity. Gene Ontology annotation, biological process: transmembrane transport. The transcript has a single exon. NCBI's taxonomy places the organism in Eukaryota, Viridiplantae, Streptophyta, Magnoliopsida, Ericales, Balsaminaceae. Gene Ontology annotation, cellular component: plasma membrane. The record is from RefSeq and is a predicted model, not a curated record.
AUGGUGGUUCAAGUACAUACGAUGAACCACCACCAAAUUCCAUUCACAAUUCUCCUUUUAGUUCUGAACAGCAUUCCUGUGAUCACAGUUUCGCUGUCGAUCAUCUUUUAUGAUCGGGUUGCUGUUCAUAUUUUUAGUAGGCUGACCCGCGUCACACUCCUCCGUAGGAUUGGGGUCGGAUUUUCAUUCCUCUUUUUAUCGAUGGUGGUGGCAGCCAUAGUUGAGGGUGUCUCACGUGCAGCACAUGGAGCGACUGAAGGGAUUUCUGUCUUUUGGCUCACUCCCCAGCUGAUAUUUGUGGGCAUCGCCAAUGCCGUUGGAGUAAUUGGCCAAAUUACUUUUUUUUCAUGA